AUGGAAGUCAAUGGUGAACCAGAUAUAGCUGGUAUUUUAAGCGCGGCUUUAAUGCCAUUGAAAGAUAUGAAACAUGCAGAUAUUUUGGACCAGUAUGAAAUGAACAUGGCUGAUGGAAAUAUAACACCUGACGUUCUAGAACAUUUAUCUCAAAGAACUACACAGAACCAUAGAGAUGGUAUAUUUGGUGAAGAGUUUAGAAAGAAAGUUAGGGAGAGAGAAGGAAGAGAACCUAUUGUACAUGACCUUGCAAACGAAAGUUUACAAAAUGUCAUAAAAACUUACUUUGCAGACAAUGAACCGAGAAGGGAUGAAUAUUUAAGAAAACUCAAAUGGACAGUACCAAAUGAAAUGUUAGUAUUGAAAAACAUGUUCCUUGACAAAAUAAAACCAACUACAGAAAUAAACGACGCAAGACUGAAAGAUUGGGUAAAAGCUUUCCCAUUCACAAAAGAUAUAGUUGGUAACAUGGAAAGAAAACCAGAAUGGCUACAAAAACAUAUAUUUGGAAACGAGCUUAUUCCAUAUGGACAAGCUCUGUUUGAAGAGCUUGAACCAGAAACUCAGGAAAGAGUCAUGCAAACAAUACGCAAAGACUCAAAUACAGACUAUGACAAACUCUUUCUAGGAUAUAGGUUACCUGAGAUGGGCGACCAGAGCCAAAAGGCAAAAAGGACAUGGGAAAUUUGCAACAUACUAGAUGAACAUAAUGCAAAGAUGCAACAACUUCAAGCAGAGGGCAAUGAAGGAAAAAGAAGAGUUAAAAACUCAGUCAGGAAGAAAGUAAAGCUUGGUCCACGUGGGUUCUAUUAUGACAUAUAA
Messenger RNA from Trichomonas vaginalis G3, 822 nucleotides. Its product is annotated as protein of unknown function, DUF4106 family. The transcript has a single exon. NCBI's taxonomy places the organism in Eukaryota, Parabasalia, Trichomonadida, Trichomonadidae. The coding region runs from base 1 to 822 and encodes 273 amino acids. The record is from RefSeq and is a predicted model, not a curated record.